Fragaria vesca subsp. vesca is the source of this 733-nucleotide messenger RNA. RefSeq lists its product as uncharacterized. The record is from RefSeq and is a predicted model, not a curated record. The transcript has 4 exons. Lineage: Eukaryota; Viridiplantae; Streptophyta; Magnoliopsida; Rosales; Rosaceae. The coding region runs from base 41 to 733 and encodes 230 amino acids.
CUACUGGCAAGAAUCAGUUUCACAUAGCUUCACCAGUAAAAUGACUUUCUGUAAUUUCCCUCCAAAACAGAAGUUCCUUGGUUUCACUACUGUUCUCAUUGUUGUAUUUUGCUGCUUCUCAGGCUAUGCAGCAGACAACCCGGGGGAGAGGUUCUUUAAUGCCUUGACAUGCUUCAGCAAUAAGUUUAUUUAUUCUGGUUGUAACGAAGCGUAUAGAUUGAACGAAAGUGGAAACCUUAAUGUGCCUCCUGAUGCACUUGAUUUGUUCUGCCAUGGACCUUGUCUAGCUGAGACACAGCAAGUCCUGAAGUGCGUUGAUAGCAUGUUAUCAACCUUCAUUUUCAACAAUAAGGCUACAACAGCAGACAUUAGAGGUGCCCUCCAUGACGGCUGCAGCUAUACCAGCCAAAGAGAUGAUGAUAAGCUUCCCACAUCUCGUAAGAAGGGUUGGAAGCACUUGAGACGUAUAUUCAAAUCCUUCAAGAGCAGUGAUGAUGACUACUACAACAACUAUUACAAAUACCAUGUUCAUUACGAUGACUACAAGAAGCAGCAGCAACGUCGCGGCAGCGCAGCAACCAACUCGUCAGCAGUUGAAGAUGAUGACGAAAAGGGGAAGGCUUUUAAUGCUGCUUGUGAGGAGUUCAUAGAGAGGCUCCAUGCUAGGUGGAUGCUUGAGAGUCAAAAAUCUGCUCAACAAGCGUCCAGGGACAUGCUUGAUCCAAGUGCCUAG